AUGUCUUCGGCUAUUAUGAUGUCAAUGUUUUAUAAAGAAGAUGAUAUGUCAGAUGCUUAUGCUUAUAUGAAAGAGCUUGUUAACUCUUCGGUGGUCACUCAGUUGCCAAGAAUGCAGGAAUAUUCUACGGAAUUGAAUUCGACUGUGACCCCAUUCAAUCAGCAUUUUAAACAGGCAAUCAUUAUUAAUGAACCGGUGCAAAACAGUUAUGUGCCGCCACCAAAGACCAAUCGACCAUUUCCACAGAACACCCUGUACAAUUAUUUUAUGACAGUCCCCAAUCCAAGUACAGUUCCGUUAACUGUAAAGCAGACACCGCCAAGUCCGGUGUCUACUUCACCUGUUCUGGGACAGUCUAGUACAUUCCCCCCAAAACUGCUGUCGCCAAUUGUUGAAAAGCCCAAAUUAACGAACAAGUCCAUCCCGCCUGCCAUGGAGAAGAAGCUACGUACACCUCUAAAGGCCCCGUUUGUUGUUCAAGAAGACGCAGCAUAUUGUGCUGAAUGCGACAAGAAGUUUUCCAAACCAUGCUAUCUGAAGCAGCACAAUAACGCACACCACAGUGGACCACGGGCUCACAAAUGUUCGAAGUGUGGAAAGAGGUUCCCCACGUUGAAGUCUCUAAAUAAGCACAUGUUGAACCAUACAGACAAACCAUUCGCUUGUGAGUAUUGUGAGAACAGAUAUCGCCAUAAACACGAUCUGGAAAGACAUGCCAGUGUUCAUUUCGUUGAUGGUAAUAAGUUUGUAUGCGAUGUAUGCGGAAAGGGUUUCCAACGUAAAGAUCAUCUGGUAAAUCACCAGAACACUCAUUAUAAAAGGAAUAGAAAGAAUUGA
Molecule: messenger RNA, 837 nt
Organism: Aethina tumida (small hive beetle)
Lineage: Eukaryota; Metazoa; Arthropoda; Insecta; Coleoptera; Nitidulidae
Product: zinc finger protein 366-like
Exons: 1
Coding region: 1-837 (278 amino acids)
Biological process (GO): regulation of transcription by RNA polymerase II
Cellular component (GO): nucleus
Molecular function (GO): DNA-binding transcription factor activity, RNA polymerase II-specific; RNA polymerase II transcription regulatory region sequence-specific DNA binding
Source: RefSeq, a predicted model, not a curated record